Messenger RNA from Botrytis byssoidea, 2031 nucleotides. RefSeq lists its product as uncharacterized. Bases 1 to 2031 code for a protein of 676 amino acids. NCBI's taxonomy places the organism in Eukaryota, Fungi, Ascomycota, Leotiomycetes, Helotiales, Sclerotiniaceae. The transcript is spliced from 3 exons. The record is from RefSeq and is a predicted model, not a curated record.
AUGGCUCACCAAGACUCACCACAGUCUUCGCUGUCGUCUUCGACAACUGAGAACCCGAUUGUUGCAGUUGGUAGGAAAGUAAAGUCGGUUCUGAGCACACACCAACGACCCACCAUUCGUAUUUAUCGCGACUCGUCGACUGCUGAAUCACGAAAUGUACCCUCAACAAGAGACUUUUCCGAGAAAUCUACCUCCACCUCGUUACCUCAUGGAAGUACCCAACAAAACCGUACAGGGCUUUCAGAACAAUCCGUCACUCAAGCGGCAAACCACCCUCUUCCAUCGCAAGGAAAUGUAUUUACCAAUCGCUUUCGAUCGCUAUUUGGUCGCGGGGAAUACUCUAAGGAGCCCGAAUCUUAUGAGCAUGAAUAUGACCCUGAUAUGGUAGAUUUGCUAGAUGUUAUGGAUCCUGAAAUAUCUACUCUCUCCACUCUUACCAAUGUUCAGAAUUCCCUUUUCGUGCCUCAAAUGGGAGGGUUUGUUAAUCGUCAGCCGACAUACAAACUUUCAGAACGGCCAGGAGAAGUACGCACGAUUGAUAAGAUCAAAGCAAAGUUGAAAAAUCUACGAAGUCCAGAAAAACAAGCAGAUGGUGAUACAUGGAAACCGCCAAAAUUAGAGUAUGCCGUUUUGCCUGAUGGAGAAAGGCUUGGUGGCUGGACGCCCGCCGAGGUGGAUGAGCUAGAUGAUCUUGUUAGACAUCAACUUCAUUCCCGACGAGCGAAAUUCAAGCGUUCAAUGAAAGGAUUCGGACAGUAUGUUCGCAGACCUUUGGGACUAUUCAUCACAGUUUACGCAACCUUGAUUACAUUAUUUGGUGCGGCCUGGGUACUUUUUCUCAUCGGCUGGAUAUCCCUAGGUUCUCGAAAAGCUUAUAUUGUCAACAUUGUUGAUAACGUGCUCGUUGCUCUUUUCGCAAUCAUUGGUGAUGGUCUAGCUCCUUUCCGUGCAGUUGAUACCUACCACAUGGCCUAUAUUGCACACUAUCACCGCAAAACCUGGAAACGUCGCGAGAAACUCGGUCUCCCAGAGCUGUGGGACCAUAAUGAUCUCCCAGAACAACGCAAGGAAGAUAUUGCUCCACCUCCUCAAGUCGAUAUCGAGAGUCUAUGCGCCCGUCGAAUGCCAAAAAGUUUUGCACGUAGAGUUGCGCCACGCAUACCCAAGAAGUACGCCGAUAGAAUGAUUGCUCGAAAUCAAAUAGAAGUAGAGCCAAAUUACGAAUAUACCGUCCUCUCACCAGAAGAACAGAGUGUCCUCGAAUAUCACGAACGAAAAUUUUCCAAAAGUCACACAUUCUAUAAGCCACACGAGACAGAGACCCAUUACGCAUUCCCUUUGAAGUUACUUUUUGCCGUCGUCAUAUUACUCGAUUUGCAUUCUUGUCUUCAAAUCACGUUAGGUGCAUGUACGUGGGGAAUCUCGUAUAAGACUCGACCAUUCGCCCUCACGACAGUCAUUCUAUGCUGUAGUAUCACUUGCAACAUCAUGGGAGGUGUUCUAAUAUCCAUGGGCGACAAACGUACACGCAAACAUGACGUAAUUGAAAAAAUGAUGAAGCAAGAGCUUACCUCUGAAGCUAUCGACACGAUAAAUACCCGAAGACUCAAAGAAGCAGAGGAAAGAGGAGAAAUAGAUCCAGAGAUUAGAAAACGAAGAGAAGAGGAAAAGGACAGAGAAGAUAAUGAAGAAAUCAAGAAAAGCUGGAAGAGUGUACCAAGUUUACCGAAAAAGUUACUGGGCAAGGGCGAGGAUCAUAGACAACCGAGUUUGCCUGUGGAAGCGAGGAGUUCGAGUUCGAGUACGCAUGUAGAUUCGCCAAAAAGAGCAGGCUCAAGUUCUUCGAAAGAUAAGAAGUCGAGCAGAAGUGGUAGUACAGCGUUACAACCUGUACAAGAAACUCCAACAGUAGCUCAGCCAACGUAUCCACAGCCAGUAGCGAGAAGAGGGGAGGGUGUGUUACCGCCUAAGAAGGGGGUGGGGCAAAAAGUAUUGGCGGGGUUCCGAAAGGCUGAUCUGGAUAGAAGCUAG